Salvelinus sp. IW2-2015 is the source of this 613-nucleotide messenger RNA. Lineage: Eukaryota; Metazoa; Chordata; Actinopteri; Salmoniformes; Salmonidae. The record is from RefSeq and is a predicted model, not a curated record.
UCCAGACUGCGCGCGCGGCUCUCGGAGCAAUCGAACUGUCUCCGGUACUUUUCUGAACGCCUGUACACCUUCAGUCUAAGGGCUGGGGAUAAGGGAGAGAGGAGCAAGAGGCCCAGUUUGGCUCUAAAGAAGAAACUAGUUCUGUUUUUCACUUAUGGCUUUGUUGUAGUAACAACAAUUUACCAACAACACACCGUUAUUUUUUGGGGGGUGAUAUCUGGAAGGAAAAGAACCCACGUUUUGUUCUGAAAGGCGGCCGUUUUUUUUUCAGAAGCUUUGUGGCGCUGAGUGAGAGACCAUGGAGAUGCAAAUAUGGUCCACAAGGUGGAAAACCAAAAGGUGGCUUUUGAAUCCCACUCUAACCACCAUCGUCACUCUCACUGUCCUUCUGCAAGCCGUCAAUGUCCAAUCAGCUGCCCCAGUGGAUGUACUCAAGGCUCUGGACUUCCACAGCUCCCCGGAUGGCGUCCGUAAAGCUACGGGAUUCUGCGCUCACCGGAGAGGAUCUAAACCUGACGUAGCCUUCCGUGUGGGGAAGAAGGCCCAGAUCAGCGCUCCCAGCAAGCAACUCUUCCCAGGAUGGGCGUCAAUAAAGACACGCCUUAAAUUCUGA